Molecule: messenger RNA, 134 nt
Organism: Strongylus vulgaris
Lineage: Eukaryota; Metazoa; Nematoda; Chromadorea; Rhabditida; Strongylidae
Source: the annotation of a GenBank genome assembly
AUGCUUCGCAUACAGAUCGUUGGCUGGUUGCUGUUACCUCCAGAGAAACGACCCGGACUGAUCACCGCCUAUCUGGAUCAACCUGAUGGCGCCGGACAUUAUCAAAGGGAUGAUAAGGACGUAAGUAGCUAAAA